This is a messenger RNA of Annulohypoxylon truncatum, 5286 nucleotides long. RefSeq names its product raptor N-terminal caspase like domain-containing protein. Lineage: Eukaryota; Fungi; Ascomycota; Sordariomycetes; Xylariales; Hypoxylaceae. Bases 293 to 4684 code for a protein of 1463 amino acids. Gene Ontology annotation, molecular function: protein-macromolecule adaptor activity; protein binding. The record is from RefSeq and is a predicted model, not a curated record. The transcript has 3 exons. Gene Ontology annotation, cellular component: TORC1 complex; cytoplasm. Gene Ontology annotation, biological process: TOR signaling; positive regulation of cell growth; regulation of autophagy.
ACGUUGACCUUGAAGUCAGAACGCAGAAGCCACAGCUCGCAGGUAGAGAAAGCUAGGUCUUAGCGUCUAGCGCCCAUCGCAUAUCCACGCAUCCACUCAUCCAAACCGUCGAAUUAUCAACUUCUCCGAUUUCUAAGCCUCAUCACCAAACCACAUCAAAACCACCUCAUCCUAACCCCACGGAACCGGCUAUUCCAUUUCUGCUUCGCCGGAAUUCUACAGCCGUGUUCCUGUGUGCGUUGGAUGGUUUGGACCUGGACUUAACGUGCAUCAAAAAUGUACUACAAACACCAUGACUGCCGUCACGUUCUCUUCCCGUAGCGCGUACACUUCUGGGCAGCAUUCGACCCAUCAGAUUCCAACCAUUUCGUCGCCGCACUCUCGCCUUAAUCUCCUUACAGCCGAUUCCAACUCUACUUCCCUCCGCGACCACCCAACCGAGGCGACUAAUCCUCCCAUAACUAAUGGUACUUCUACAAAUAUGCCUUCACGACUAGGCACAGGCGGCUCAAUUUAUGCGGCACGAGAUUCCGAGCCGGUGAACGGCCGUCCGCGCACAGCAACAGAGGAGAGAGAGACGGUAGACCUCGACCGACGCCCUUUGACUGCUCCCGGAAACAAGCACAAUAUUUCCCUUAACAUACCCCAAGAUGAUUCCGAUCACGAUAGACCCAGUAGGAGAGUAAUUUCCAAGCCACCGCUGCUAAGGUCGAAGAGCGAGCACGUGGUAAGACGCGAAGAUGCAGACCAGGUAGACGAGGAGAUCUACGAAUGGGGCGCGCGACAUGGGUUUGAGGACCAUUACCAGUCUGAGGAUAUUAUCUCCCAGCUGGCACAAAAUUGGUACAUGUACUAUACAGAGAAACGACACGAGACUACGGGACAACCCGAGUCGCCUAACUAUGCGAUCGAAGAUUGGCGUAUGCGAGAUCGCUUAAAAACUGUCUCAGCUGCUCUUGCGGUUUGCCUUAACAUAGGUGUUGAGCCCCCGGAUCAGCUGAAGACGAACCCCGGAGCGAAGCUUGAAGCAUGGCAGGAUCCAUUCGUACCUCCCGCGGCAAAAGCCCUCGAGCAGAUUGGAAAGUCUCUGCAAGCGCAGUAUGAGAACAUAUCGUUGCGAACAAGGUAUAAGCAGUACUUGGACCCCUCGGUUGAAGAGACCAAGAGGUUCUGUCAGUCUUUACGGAGAAACGCAAAAGACGAACGUGUUCUCCUGCACUACAACGGUCAUGGAGUUCCAAAACCGACGGCGUCGGGAGAGAUUUGGGUUUUUAACAAAACUUUCACCCAAUACAUUCCGAUCUCGUUAUACGAUCUCCAACACUGGCUUCAGGCGCCUACCAUCUUCGUUUGGGAUUGUUCCGAAGCUGGAAAUAUUCUGAACAACUACCACCGAUUCGUAGAGAAACACGAGGAAGAGGAGGACGCGGCGGCUGCUGCUGACCCGAACUAUGAGAAGACUAAAUAUCGAUCAUACCUUCACCUUGCAGCAUGCGCCGUCAAGGAAAACCUCCCAACCAACCCGCGUCUUCCGGCAGAUCUUUUUACGGCGUGCCUAACUACACCGAUAGAGAUGGCAUUGUGGUUUUUCGUCUUGCAGAACCCGCUUAAGACUAGCAUUUCGCCGGAGAGGGCCAAGAAACUCCCUGGCAGACUGCAGGAACGGAGAACACCACUUGGCGAACUCAACUGGAUCUUUACGGCAAUCACUGAUACUAUUGCCUGGACCUCCUUACCUCGGCAACUGUUCCGUAAAUUCUUUAGGCAGGAUCUCAUGGUAGCUGCUCUCUUCCGUAACUUCAUCCUAGCCCAGCGAAUUAUGAUGGUCUAUGGAUGUCAUCCACAGUCAUACCCAGAACUGCCCGACACUCACCAGCAUCCCCUAUGGGAAAGUUGGGAUUUGGCCGUAGAUUUGGCACUGGCGCAGCUCCCUAUGAUGGAACGGAAAGAGAAUGAGGGGAUCGAAUACGAAUAUCAAAGCUCGUCAUUUUUCGCAGAACAGUUGACCGCUUUCGAAGUCUACCUUGCACGAGGAGAUGCUAUGCAACAGAAGCCGCCCGAGCAGCUUCCUGUUGUUCUUCAGGUCUUGCUUAGCCAACAGCAUCGAGUCCGAGCUCUAAUCUUGCUAGGCAGAUUCUUAGACUUAGGUCCCUGGGCGGUUCAUCUAGCCCUAAGCAUCGGUAUCUUCCCAUACGUGCUGAAACUCCUGCAGUCCGCUGCCGCUGAGUUGAAGCCUGUCAUGGUAUUCAUAUGGACCCGGGUUCUCGCCGUUGAUGUCUCUUGCCAGCCUGAUCUAAUCAAGGACAGCGGCUACAACUACUUUUCUUCGAUCUUGAAUCCAUCCGAGGUCCUUGCUGUCAAUAACAGCGAUGAACAUAAAGCGAUGUGCGCAUUUGUGCUCUCGAUGUUAUGUAAAGGUUACCGGCCUGGCCAGGCUGUAUGCAAUCAAUCACCUAUCAUGACGUUCUGUUUGGCACACCUGAGGAAUCAGGACAACGUAUUACUUCGUCAAUGGGCGUGCCUUUGUAUUAGCCAGCUAUGGCAAGAUCUACCAGAAGCGAAGUGGAGGGGUAUCAGGGAGAACGCGCCCAUGAAGCUGUCAAGUCUGACAAAAGACCAUGCUUGCGAAGUACGUGCAGCUGUCAUUCACGCCAUGACGACAUUCCUAGGAAUUCCAGAUCUUACGGAUGAAGUAGCCAGAAUUGAAGAGUCCAUAGCGUGGACAUUGUUAGACAUGGCGAACGAUGGUAGCCCGCUCGUUCGCAAAGAGCUACUCGUCUUCAUUUCUCAUUUUGUUCUUCGGUACGAGAAUAAGUUUAUUGUUGCCGCCUACGAACAACUUGUUGAAGAGAAGGAGUAUUUACUUUUCCCACCCACGGAUGACGGUCUGGAACAUAAAAUGGGCUUACACUAUGCUCGCCCUGAGAAUCGUAACACAGAUGGCACAAUCAAGGCCUCUGCUCAAGGGCUAUCUUCUAACACAGUAUUUGCAGCUUGUUGGAAGCAUAUCUUAGUCUUGAACGUUGACCCUCACCCUGAGGUCCAGCGUGAUGCAACAAUGGUCGUUGAUUAUGUGCACAACGCACUCCUAUCUUCGUCAGCUGGUUUGCAGGCUCAAAACCUAAUGGAUGAGAUUCAAAGGCGCGUGCAACGGUCCCGAGGCCACAAGAAGCAGCCCUCUACUUCACGAAAUGGCCUUAUGACAUCACAAUCCGAACUUUCUCCCCCAGAACCGUCGCCUGGUCUGCUUAAGCGGACCGCCAGCUUACUAUUCCAGAUACCAAGUAUGUGGGGCGGCGACUCGAUCAGCUCUACACCGUUGCCCUCUCCUGGACUUACGAGGAAUGCCUCUCAACGGAGUAGACUUACUCCAGAUUGGGCUACUCCCCCUGAGCAAAUCGACCAAGCUAACGCCCCGGCACACUAUAACACAGCUAGUGAGCCCGUAUCGGGGAAAUUCAAAGAACGACAACUUGAUCAAGCGCCCACCCUACCACUUCCAAGCACGUUCUUAGACUGGUCAAUAGAAUACUUCCGGGAACCACAAAUGCACCCUAGCGAGGCCGAGGAGCCGGGAAGUACCGAGUACAACGAACGGCUGUGGAGAAGAGCUCGAAAUGAGAACAUACUUCGAGAGACUCAGCCGCAGAAACAAUAUGCUGGUAGUCACAAGUGGAAUAAUCAACUGUGCAUUAUGAACAACGGUGCUCAACCGGCAAAAAUGACGUUUCACCAAUAUGAAGAUCAUCUCGCAGUUGCCGAUGACGGCAACACAGUUUAUAUCUGGGACUGGAAGAAGCAGGCCAGAUUGAACCGAUUCUCUAAUGGCAACCCCGAGGGCUCGAAGAUCAGUGAUAUGACAUUCAUCAACGAGGAUGAUACAGCAUUCUUAAUGACUGGUUCUUCGGAUGGUGUGCUCCGGGUUUAUCGAAACUACGAUUCUCCAAAGAAGACCGAGUUAGCAUCGGCGUGGCGAGCAUUAACCCAUAUGGUUCCUAGCAAUGUCAACUCCGGAAUGGUGUUCGACUGGCAACAGGUGACGGGCAACGUUCUCGUCGCAGGAGAUGUUCGAGUUAUCCGGGUCUGGGCUGCGGCACAUGAAACAUGUAUUAUGGACAUACCCGCACGUUCAGGAUCAUGCGUUACGUCACUCACGUCAGACCAAAUGACUGGUAAUAUCUUUGUGGCUGGCUUCGGCGAUGGUGCAGUUCGUGUGUUUGAUACUCGUCUGCGGCCACAGGAGUCCAUGGUAAAGAAGUGGAAAGACGAUUCUGAUCGACAAUGGAUUCGGAACGUUCACAUGCAGCGUGGGGGCCAGCGUGAGUUGCUCUCCGCAAGCCGAAACGGGAAAGUUAAGCUUUGGGAUAUUCGUAUGGAAUCGCCACUCCGUGUCAUCCAAGCGACACGUGAUACACUCCGAACAGCGAGCACCCACGAACACCUUCCGGUAUUCUCAGUUGGCACAUCCGCGCACACUGUCAAGGUAUUCAACUUUGACGGCCACGAACUCUCCCGGAUGGAACCGUAUUCCAGCUUCUUGCAGCAGAACCGCGGCGCGCCUAUCUCCGCUACCGCAUUCCACCCCCACCGCAUGAUUCUCGGCUGCGCAGCACGCGGAGACCAGCACAUCAACCUCUUCACAUGCGCCAAUCAAAAGCCGGAAGGCUUCAUCGACUCGUUGUAAAUUCUUACCUCGGCCACGACUCAUAACCCACAACCAGCAUGUCCUACAUGUUUCUACUGCAUUUACGUUGCUACCAAACGGGGGACGGUAACGAUCGCAGAACCUUUUUCAACGUUACGACUGACUAGACGCAAUCCCAACUUGCUCUCACAUACAGCAGCGAAAGAGAAGGGGCUUAGACGAUGGGGUUUGCUAAUUUUUAUUAUUUGAUAUCUCUCAACGGAAAGGGCUGGUAAGGCAUGCAUAAGGCGAUAUGUGUGCUCUAGGACGGCGCCGGGUCGUCUUCAGGUGGGCUGGCUUUUGCAUUGUUGGGUUAGUUCCAGUGCGUAGGCGGGUAAUUAAAGGAGGGAGGACUAGAUCAUACAUCUACAUAUGCUGGAGGCAGCUAACCUACUACUCUUAAUAAUACACCGAUUGAUGACUUCUGUGAUGUUGGAUAAAGAGGUGAUGGUCUGAUGAUGUUAUUGUUAUUGCCGGUCCUGUGAACUUUUAUCUUGCUGUGAUUACAUGAAGUGGCCCUUUCGUCAGGUGAAUAGCAGGUUGACUCACGCGGAUGUUUUAUAUUCAUAGUGAAAGCUAUCUAUUUCUUUGGGGAAUGCGGG